Symbiodinium sp. CCMP2592 is the source of this 849-nucleotide messenger RNA. The record is from the annotation of a GenBank genome assembly. Lineage: Eukaryota; Dinophyceae; Suessiales; Symbiodiniaceae.
AUGUCGAGCAGGGCUAGGCUCGCAGGCGCCUUGGGAGUUGCAGAUCUUUUGGAAGCAGAUCUUCGCAAGCCACUGCCUUCGCCCAAACGGGACAACGCGCAAGGAUCUGGAUAUGCUGUAUCACCCAAAGUUGAUAGCGUGCAAGGAUGCGCAGCUGGAUAUGGGGCUUCGCUUGCACCUGCAGUGUCCACGACCAAGGGCCCAGGUGCUUCGUCGGAUAUGGAGUCCAAGUCUGCAGCAUCGCGGCGGGCAAAGAGCACAGGCCAGGUCUUGGACGAGACACACGUGUCGCCACAGCUAGUUGCGUCAGCACCGUCCAAAGGCGAUGGUACUGCGGUGGGUGCACCAUCGCAUGCAGUGCACGUCGUUUCUGGCGGUGAAGAUCCGGUAGGGAGAGGGGAAAUGCCUCACCCCACCGUGCCGAAGAAUUUGGCACAAGGCGAAACCGAGCCACGAAGCAUCGAUGGUGAUAUAAAGCAACCGGCAGCUGCAGGGUAUCCGAGAAAAUCAAGCAAUGCCGGCCUUGCCAAAGCCAUGCCGGUGUCUGCAGGAGCACCUGCUUCAGCACCAGUUCCAACUGAAGGUCUGGCUACCCCAAGUGCGCAUUGCACGAUUUCAGAGGGGGGUGCAUCUGAGAUACGGACAAAAGUAUUCCGGAUAGGCGCACCGCUUCUUCGCAGCACCAUUCCUGUCACGGUGGGUGGCAGGAGAGAGAGCAGACACCUCGGCGUUGCACCGUCCACCACGGAGAAAGCGGAUGGCAGCGAUGUGGAAACUAUUCUGUCGCUCUCUGAAGGGGAGUGUGAGGAGGAAGCACAGCUGUCGGUCACUUUGGACUUCCCCUGCUGA